AUGGCGUCGCCUGCACCACGAAAAACGCACAGAUACGCUACGCCGCGUCAAUCAGUGACGCCGCCUAGACAGCGCCGCAUGGUCAGUGCACGCCCCGCUGGUACACCCUCCAGGCGCACCGAGGACAUCGCUGCAGUACAAGACGUCAUGGACGUCGACGACGUGCAAAUGUAUAAUGAACGUGUGCUAGGGUCAGGGAGGGAGACCAUCUAUGCGCGCACGGACGAGAUCAGCGUUGCUUUUCAUGCUGCACUUCCGUUUGAAGUCAGGCGCGAGUUAAAGGGUGCUGAUUUCUAUUCUCAAUCUUGGACCGGUGCAGUUGAUGCCAUCACGGGGUAUGCCCUUGCUGCGUCCUCGAACACCUGCUUCGUCUGGCAUCACCCCAAACCAACUACAUGCUACAUCCUCCCGUGUCCACCUUCCUCUCAAGAUUAUGCACAACCGCUGUCUGCACCAUUCCAUGCCCUCGUCCCUUCCAGGUCACGCUCAGAACCUGGUCUCGUUCUUCUUUCCAUUCGCGGUGACAUCCGUUUCUGGGACAGCAUAACUAGCGGUCUGGCAGGCGGCGGCAGCUUCGAAAGCAUCAAUCUCGAGCUCGGAGAGGGAGAGUAUACGUCUGGAUUACUUAGGGUUGACGGUCAAAUUUACAUUGCGUCUACCUCACAUGGACGUCUAUUUAGACUCACGCUCACAUCUCAAAGCGGGCGGCAUACGCUCUCAGCAAGGCUCUUUGCACCGCCACCCGCACCUGGGCUCUCUCUUGCGCGUCUUCUCUGUGGCGAAGUUGGAAGGGGUAUAACAGCAGAUAAGGAACUAUGGACGCUCAGCGAGACCCGCGUGCAGAGGUGGAGCUUGAAUAAGGAGGUGUUACUGAGUGAAGUGGAUGUCCGAGAGGCAGUGGGAAACGUGGAGGAUCUGGAGGGUGUUGAUUUUGGCGUGGAGAGCGAUGGGACGCUUGUUGUCCUCGUCUCAUAUGCCGGGUCCGAGCAAGAGACAGCUGCAAUGGCGCUUGACCAGUACGGCGGGUUUGGUAUGGGCGCACCAGUACCGAGAAGGAUAUAUGCGCUCGUCAGACUUAGUGCUAGCACGAAGCGGGGUGAGGUGGCCAAGUUUGAGGUGGGAGGUGGGGAUGGAGGUGUGAUAGAGGGCAUAGGUGGAGGCAUGAAGAUAGAUGGUGUUACGGGAGUGCCAUAUGCUACGACAGCCGUAUCGGCACCCUCGCAUCCUCGUCUGACACUCCUUGGGGGAGGUGCAGUGGUAGCGAUUAGAUUCGUAGAUGUGGUCGUGUUUUGUGCUCGGGACUCUCCCUACCAGGAUCGUCUCACCCUAAAAGCCCCCAACACAGAUCAGAUACUCGGACUAGAACAGGAACAAGGGGAGGGAGCAGGGCCCGAGGACGUGCUCAUACUAACAGCUGGCGUGCUCAUACGUGCUCGAGUGGAUUUGGGGAGGGUCAGAACAUUCGAUGAGGCAACCGGCCGCGCGAUCCUCAUAAGAGCACUCCUCACACAAGCCAUACUUUACGGAAGCAACCCUGACAACCCCCUACAUUUCUCGUUCCCGCCCGAGGUUGAUCCAGAGGCGCUCAUGACAGGUGCAGAGGGGUUAAGCAGGGCCGUCCUCGAGAGCGACCCAGAGAUCAUCCGCCCAAAUCAUGACCUUACCUCUCAACUCACCUCUCGAAAAGAUAGGCUCAGUUGGCUCAUACGUUUCAUCAACGAUAAUGCAGCACUCAGGAAGAUGUCGCAGCGCAGCCGCCAGCGUCUUGCUACGGAUGCGGAGAAGCUUUAUGCGUGUCAUCAGCUUUGGUUGAAGAUGAAUGAACAUUUAGACGCUGGGGCCUCCCACUCUCUCGUCACUGAUGCCAUUCACGCAUUCACAGCCGCCCACCCUCUUUUGCACCCCUCCGCUUCGCACGAUGUCAUCCGAGAUUUCUUCAGAUACAGAGUAACAGAGAUUGGCCGGCUGAUUCCGUUCAUGGUGGAACGGGUUGAGAGAACUGGAGAAGGAGCCAUGAGAGAAGUUGGAGGGGCUGUUGUUACGAUUCUGCAAGCAGGGCUCUCGUAUAGAGCGUAUAAUCUUGCUGUGUAUGGUGUCGAGCUGCCUAUGAUUAAGCCGUGGACGAGCCGUCCGAGUGCCAUCGAUGGUGUGUUGAAGCUUGUCGAUACAGCCACGAGGUUCGCGCUCGAUCCGAGUAAAGCAAACACUAAAAGCGCAUCGAGAGAGCUUCUCCCGGAACUCGCGACAGUAUUUUUUGCAUGUGUACAAGAGAGAUUGGAUUGGCUCGACAGCCCCAUAGCAGCAGACGAACCCGGUUCCGAGAGGGACCAUAUAGAGCUCAAAGAACGCUUCGACCAACUCCGCCCCGAGAUCCUCGAAACUCUCCGCCUGACAUCCCACCUACUGAACGCUCUUACGCUUGCCGCAUCCCACGCCGACUUCCGCUCUCUUGCCGCGCUGUUACACCAAGACACCGUCUACCCACCGUCUUCCAAUCCGCACGCGCACACGAUCGAAGAAUAUGUCGACCGCUUUGGCGGAAUGUUUGCAAGGGAGGUGGUACGGUGGUGUAUGGUGCAUGGGGAAGCGAGAGUAGUGUUUGCGAUGGAGGAAAGCGGGAGAGGUGAGUGGGGGAAGUAUAUGGAUGAGUACUGGGCAGAGGAGGAGCAGGGAGGCAAAUGCGACGCGGUGGCGUGGUUGAGGGAUUUGGGGCAGGGGCGGUGGAGUGUUGCUGGCACAAGGUUGUUGAGAGAAGCGAAUGGCGCCGGGGAUGUGGGUGUUAAGCAUUUUAUGCUUAGCGUGGGCAAGCUUGCGCAUUUGGCGCAGAUGCAGGAGGGUACAGGUGCGGAUGAGACUGUAUUGGAUGCGUUCCAUGAUAGCCUGGAUUUCAUAUCGGUGCAGGAGAAAAUGCUUCAGGAGUUCCGGGAACCUGCCAGCAGUUUGCGGGGCAAACAAAAACAGAGCUUGGACGCGCAAGUGGAUGCUGUAAUAAAGGCGAAAGGGACGAGACUGAGAGCAGAACGGAGGCACGGGCUGCUUGGGAUAAUGAAGAUUUUUGUGAGGCAAGUACUCCAGGGCAAGGCGCUCAGCUUGGAAGAUGCGGUAGACAUGCUCACAUUGCAAGAUAAUGUGGAGGGCGUGGAGAAUUAUGCUACUGCGCUGCAUUUGCUUGCGCAUGCUGAGGUAGGUCGUGCGUAUCAUGGCUUUUUGUCAUUGAGACAAUCCUCGUUCAGAAGAGUAUGGUGUAGAAUAUACAAUCACGAUGACUGGGACUCUAUCCGCGAAACUGCCAACAUCACUGACGCCCAACUAACCUCCCGCUUCCGCGCAACCGCGCUUUACACUACGUUCAAUGUUAUUCUGCUCUCGCCCCAAUUAUGUCAAAUACCAGGUGUCGACCUUGACCCGAACGAAUGCUUGCCGGUGCCUUUGAUGCCCGAAAUCAAGUCACGUUUCCCAGGCAUACAGGAGGACAUGGUGGGUGACCUAGCGAGAGAUUACAGAGCUGAAAGCUCAGGAGUCGAGGGACUGAGACUGGGAGACGUGUAUCAUCGUGUCAGGGAGCUGGUGAUGCUGGACCUGGGGUACACAAGAGAAGGAUUUUAA
Messenger RNA from Suillus subaureus, 3606 nucleotides. RefSeq lists its product as uncharacterized. Bases 1 to 3606 code for a protein of 1201 amino acids. The record is from RefSeq and is a predicted model, not a curated record. Gene Ontology annotation, cellular component: nuclear pore outer ring. The transcript has 20 exons. Gene Ontology annotation, molecular function: structural constituent of nuclear pore; protein binding. Lineage: Eukaryota; Fungi; Basidiomycota; Agaricomycetes; Boletales; Suillaceae. Gene Ontology annotation, biological process: transcription-dependent tethering of RNA polymerase II gene DNA at nuclear periphery; protein import into nucleus; poly(A)+ mRNA export from nucleus.